Molecule: messenger RNA, 479 nt
Organism: Gossypium raimondii (Peruvian cotton)
Lineage: Eukaryota; Viridiplantae; Streptophyta; Magnoliopsida; Malvales; Malvaceae
Product: homeobox-leucine zipper protein ATHB-8
Exons: 4
Coding region: 1-465 (154 amino acids)
Molecular function (GO): DNA-binding transcription factor activity
Source: RefSeq, a predicted model, not a curated record
AUGGCGCGAGCUUUGCAUCAUUUGAGGCGAUUUCUCGGAAAUAUCUCGGUAGAAUGUUACUUGUUUGGGGAGAAGACUGCAGCUCUGCGUGCACUUAGUCACAAAUUGAGCAAGGGAUUUAAUGAGGCUGUUAAUGGGUUUACUGAUGAAGGAUGGUCGAUGCUGCAAAAUGACGACGUUGAUGAUGUUACCCUUCUUGUGAACUCGUCUCUUGGAAAGAUGAUGGACAUAAAUUUUUCUUAUAGUAAUGGAUUUCCUUCAAUGGGAAAUGCGGUUCUAUGUGCCAAAGCAUCCAUGUUAUUGCAGAAUGUGCCGCCAGCAAUACUUCUCAGAUUCUUACAGAAACAUCGAUCAGAGUGGGCAGAUAGUGGUAUUGAUGCUUACUCUGCUGCUAUUAAAGCUGAACCGUGUAGCUUGCCAGUGCCUCGAGGGGGAAGUUUUGGGGGUCAAGUCAUUUUUCCAUAAAAUGUAUCCUAGGU